Messenger RNA from Polyodon spathula (Mississippi paddlefish), 2109 nucleotides. Its product is annotated as interleukin-21 receptor-like. Gene Ontology annotation, molecular function: cytokine receptor activity; protein binding. The transcript is spliced from 9 exons. Gene Ontology annotation, cellular component: external side of plasma membrane. Lineage: Eukaryota; Metazoa; Chordata; Actinopteri; Acipenseriformes; Polyodontidae. The coding region runs from base 216 to 1805 and encodes 529 amino acids. The record is from RefSeq and is a predicted model, not a curated record. Gene Ontology annotation, biological process: immunoglobulin mediated immune response; cytokine-mediated signaling pathway.
UCUUUUUAAAUGUUCUUUUCGAGACUGAUCUUCCACUCGACAGAGCAAAGAACCGGUCUUCCAGGACGCCGAGUCCGAUGACAGUCGCUGAUUUACCCGUGCUUCAAGAUCAAGACGGUCAGCUGGAGUACAUUCUUUCUCUCUUCUGUCUUUUUAACAGAUUCCUUUUCCCAAACUCUAAAGCAUAGCUGUAUCUCAACGGACACCCCUCAAAUAUGUUGUUCAGUCAACACCUUCUUCUCUUCAUGAGUUGUGUUGCCGGCUUUCCAUCGGCGACAAAGAGAUUAACAAAAAAACCCGACCUCACAUGUCUGAAUAAUUACUUGCAAACCGUGAGCUGUACUCUGACAGUCAACAAAUGGAGGAACUCUGAAGAGGAGAAUGCUACCGUUAUUCUAGAAUUCAAACUCUUGAUUCUAGAUGAUGAUUCACCUGUGCAAUGCACUCUUGUGAAAGAAGCUGAAAGUUUUGACCGGGUAAGCUACAGCUGCUCACUGGACUUCGAGGAUGAGAUCAUUAGCGAGGACAAAUAUGAAAUCAGCCUUCGAAGACAAUUCAACGGCACAAUAGAAAAUACAGUGGCAGAUACAUGUUAUAGACCAUCACUGCACAUUAAACCUCUUCGUCCGGUCAACCUGUCUGUCACCCUGAGCUCAAAUCAGUAUAACUUCACCUGGGACACAGGCUACCCUGAUGAUCAUUAUCUGGACAAUCAGCUGCAGUUUGAACUGUCAUAUAGAAAGAAAGAAGACACAUUGCACUCCAAGGAAAAUGUAUUGCCUCGUGCUAAUAGCAUGAGGUUUAUAGAUCUGAAAGCACCCUUUCUUGAAGCAGACACAGUCUACAUUGCAAAAGUCCGCUCCGCACCCAACAAUAUCAGCUACAUGGGACACUGGAGUGAGUGGAGCCAGCCGGUAGAGUUGAAGACAGGUGUCCUUGCAGAAAAGAAAUCAGAUAUUAUAAUAAUCAUCGGGUCGAUUGUCAUGCCUUUACUACUGGCAGCUGUUAUACUGGUGUCUCUGUACUUCAAUCUUCCAACAAGGUUUAAAUGUGUGCUGUUCACAAAGAUACCAACACCAGAACCUUUCUUCCAGCCUCUCUACAGCAACCACAAGGGGAAUUUCCGGAACUGGCUCAGUCAUCAGGGGGAUCCACUGAGGAAAGAAGAAGAGCUGAAAAUUGACAGCCUCGUGCAGACCAAGCAGGCGAAGAUUGAAGACAGUUUCUUCCUGUGUACUCAGGAAGAGGUCCUCAAUCACAUCACUAACAUCAAGCCCAUCCACCGUGAGUGGAGCUGCUCUGCUAAGCACAGUAACGGUGCUGAUUGCAAGGGGAGCCAGGAUGUUGCCUCUGACAUCGCAAGUAGCCCCCUCGCGGCACUGCCCAAGUCCUUACAGAGUUACGAUGAGAUGUUUAGCACACUCUCCUUGGAUCUGGCAGGAGUCACCGACAGUGAUUCCGGGUGUGACGAUAUGACAAGGAGUCCGGACAGCAGCUGGCAGCAAGCCACCUUCUCGUUUGAGCUGCCCCCUGAACCAGAGAGCCUGUGCUACAGCGAUGAUUACUGCACCCUCUCGGAUACCAACAAUGGACUGAUCCCCACCAAAAUGAUUCGGCAGGUGGUGAAGAGCGUGCAGAGCCUGGCUGACAGCUGCCCCCUGGCUGCAGAGUCCGGAGACGACAGCAGCGACCCGCAGGAUUCCCAGAAUGAAUACGACCCAGAAUACAAUUCCUACAGCGAAUGUCUGACAGACUCCAGCUUCUCUCCUCGCAGCUUGUUCCAGAAGCAUUCCUCUGCUCUGUAAAGGGUUAUGUCACGCAUGUUAUAUUAUUUCUAGCUUGUUCACCCCUCAUAUCCAAUAGGGUUAACACAUUACCUAUGUCAGAUUUUUGUUCCUAUGUCACAAACAUGAGUGUUAUUAUUAAACUAACGGAGCCAAAAGACCAGUUAUUAAUUCUGGCAAGAAGCAACAGGUUUAGCAUUACAGUAGUAAAACCAAUGCACAUUAGAGAGCUGUGAUUUCCCUAUCAGUGGUUAUUGGGGAGAGUGUAAGAUAUUGUGUAGUGGUACAUUUAUUUGCUGCUUUACAGUUCAUGUAUUUUGCUGCU